AUGAGCUCCGCACUGUCGCAGGCGCAUCCUCAAGAGGUUCUGCCUGUAGAUGACGUCGCUUUCGCAGACGGCAAUCUGACGUGGACUCGAGCCGGAACAUCCGAAAAAUUUGAUGGCGACGAAAUCCUGUUCAUUCUAGAAGCACCAGGCACAAAUACCGUGGACCUGGAGUUCAUCAUUUGUUGUCUCAAGGAAGUCCCCGAAGACCAGGGAAACCCGUAUCGCCUCUCUCUGUUUAGAACCACAGAGAUACCUGCUGAGGUACCAGAGCGAUAUGUCAUUAGGGAUUUGCCGCCUUACCUCCGCCAUGGGGUAAAUGCCGAGGUAGACGUCAUUGUCUCGACCAAAUCCGGCACGGGCUUAGCCUUGAGAGUAUGGGAAGACGUACUGCAACACCUAUGGCAAUUAAUCGCAAGUCACGCACCCACAAGCGAGUUGUAUUACCGACUCAGUAUUACGCAAAGUGCGGAGACCAUUCGCAACUUUUCGAAAAGUGUAUGGGCCUCAAACGACCAGAGCCCAAGGUCAAGAACCAUUGUCCUUCUCAGCGGAGACGGCGGAGUGGUGGAGCUACUGAAUGGGUCUGAUCAAGACUCAUCACACGCGACCUUGCCCUUGAUGGCACUGCUUCCUCUGGGGACGGGAAAUGGUCUCUUUCAUUCCAUGCACAAGCCUCUAUAUCUGAGUCCCGGACCAAGCCCACUGGUCCAUGGACUACGAACGCUCUUUCAGGGAACGGCUUCUGAUCUCCCGGUCUUUCGAGCGUCCUUUUCACCGGGUUCUCGAAUAGUCACCUUUACCGACAAAGCGUCUGCGACUGGUGAAUCCAAUAAUGAUGCCAAGUUUUUGAAAGAAGAAACCUCUGUAUCCCACCUGAACGGCGCCAUCGUUGCUAGUUAUGGGUUCCACGCCAGCAUUGUCUACGAAAGCGACACGCCUGAGUACCGCGUCCAUGGCAACAAACGCUUUGGUAUGGUCGCCCAGGAACUCCUCAGGGAGGCCCACGCAUACGGCGCGCAGGUUUCCAUUCGCCGUCCCGGAUCGUCCAAGUUUGAGGGCAUCCCUCGGGACACGCAUGCAUACGUGCUCGCCACACUAGUGUCGAACCUAGAACGGACGUUUACCAUAUCGCCCGCGAGCAAGCCCCUCCAGGGACAACUUCGCCUGGUUCACUUCGGGCCUGUCGGAGGCGAGAGGACAAUGGAGGUGAUGAUGAAGGCAUAUGACGAGGGUAAGCAUGUGGAUAUCAAGUGGGAUGAUGGUGAGCAGGUUGGAUACGAUGAGGUGGAAGAGGUUCGAGUCGUCAUUUUGGAAGAGGAAGAGAGGUGGCGUAAGGUCUGCAUUGAUGGCACAAUCGUCGAAGUUCCAAGCGGCGGGCAGAUGAACGUGAAGAUGUUGGAGCGAGGGCCUUUUAGGGUGUUGGCAGAUUCUCGUCUGUUGCGUAGAUAA
Ilyonectria robusta is the source of this 1449-nucleotide messenger RNA. Its product is annotated as ATP-NAD kinase-like domain-containing protein. Bases 1 to 1449 code for a protein of 482 amino acids. Gene Ontology annotation, biological process: sphingosine biosynthetic process. Lineage: Eukaryota; Fungi; Ascomycota; Sordariomycetes; Hypocreales; Nectriaceae. The record is from RefSeq and is a predicted model, not a curated record. The transcript has 2 exons. Gene Ontology annotation, cellular component: membrane; cytoplasm; intracellular membrane-bounded organelle.